ACAGAUCGCGGACGUGCGAAUUUGUUGUGAUGUGUAUUUAAUUGAAAAAUAGGAGUAUUUUAAAAUAGUGUUGAGUGGAGAUUAACGCAAAAUGUCUUACGGCAAAAUUGUUAUUAUGGCUUGUGGGAGCUUUAGCCCCCCUACUUACAUGCACCUUCGCAUGUUCGAAAUCGCACGAGAUUAUAUUCACACAUUGAAUUUAGGAAAUGUGGUUGGAGGUCUUGUUUGUCCUGUGCAUGACGCCUAUGGGAAGAAAGACUUGGUUCCUGCCCAUCAUAGGAUAUCAAUGUUGAAGUUAGCUCUGAGGUCUUCAUCAUGGAUCAAGGUAUCAGAGUGGGAGACGCAGCAGUCAGGGUGGACGAGGACCAGGGUAUCGCUGCAGUAUCAUCAGGAUACGAUAAACAACUACCUAACAGGAGUCAAUGACCCAGAUCCUCCAUCAUGGCUGCCGGACGAUAUUCUGAACCUCAACAGCUUGGAUGAGCCGGACAAUCUAAUGGAGAAGUUCAACGGUAACACGCAAGAGGGAGUCACCGUCAAGUUGUUAUGCGGAGCUGAUCUCUUGGAAUCCUUCGCUACUCCUGGGUUGUGGUCUGAUGAAGACUUGGAGGAUAUAGUAGGUCGUCAUGGCCUUGUGGUGGUAACUAGGGCUGGCUCUGAUCCCGGAAAGUUUAUAUACGAAUCGGAUAUGCUCUACAAAUAUAGGAAAAACGUGAUCCUAGUAACGAACUAUAUAGCGAACGAAGUUAGUUCAACGCAGUUACGUCGUUUAGUCCGUCGGGGGGAGAGCGCCAAGUACCUCACAGAUGACGGAGUGUUGGCCUAUGUACGCCAGCAUUCCUUGUACGGGGCGCCCAGGGAACAUACUGUGAAAAAGUCUGGGGAACCUUCGCCAUAA
Messenger RNA from Spodoptera exigua (beet armyworm), 898 nucleotides. NCBI's taxonomy places the organism in Eukaryota, Metazoa, Arthropoda, Insecta, Lepidoptera, Noctuidae. The record is from the annotation of a GenBank genome assembly.